UUCAAUUGCUUUCUCUUGAUGCCUGUUGUGGAUAAGUUGCCCGCACUCCUAAGAGAAGACUUGAAAUCUGCCUUUGAAGAUGAUUUGGAUAAUAUAUUUGACAUCACGAACCUGCGAAACAUAUUGGGCCAGCGAAAGCGAGACAUAGAAGUUGAGCUCAAAAGGAUCAAGAGGCUUAAGGAUAAAUUCAGAUCACUACAUGAGCAGCUGAGUUCUCUUAGACGCAAUGCUAAUGCCUUUUCUGGCUCCUGUUGAGUGCUUCGGUCGAACUUAUUCAUACGAGGAAGUAAAAAAUGUGCGCUGAAAAAUGGUAAGGUUUCCCUUGUAGCAUGUUCAUAUGUAAGUAAGCAUUAAUGACAUGAUUAGAUUUAGAAGUGAAACCGAAAAUCUUACAUGUUUGAGUGGACAAAUUUGUGUCUACAUAUAUAUAUGGCAUACCAUUGAUUGGAUUAGUUUCAGACCACUUAAUCCAUCCCUAG
Fragaria vesca subsp. vesca is the source of this 479-nucleotide messenger RNA. Its product is annotated as dynamin-like protein ARC5-like. The record is from RefSeq and is a predicted model, not a curated record. The coding region runs from base 19 to 255 and encodes 78 amino acids. The transcript has 2 exons. Lineage: Eukaryota; Viridiplantae; Streptophyta; Magnoliopsida; Rosales; Rosaceae.